AUGUCUGAAGAAACUAGGAUUGUGGUGAUUGGUGCAGGAUUUUCAGGUUUGGCUGCAGCUGCCACUUUGAUCAAGGCUGGAUUUCAGAAUGUUUGCACUACUAAACCAUUUACACAGAACGUUGUAGGUACAAGAAGGUCUGUGCGAGUAAUAAAAAAAAAAACUGCUGAUCUUCGGUGAUUUACACACUCAGCAAUCUUUACAUUUAAACAGGGUUUACACAGAAAACUGCAAAAAAUAAACAAACAAACAAACAAACAAACAAAAAAAAAACAUCCUGUGUGCGGAGGGUCUUCAGGCUGAAACACCUUGUUGUUGAGAGAGAUCACAGGAAGAUGAAUAAAGUGGUCUGAGCUGAUAUAAAGUAUAUUCUAACUCAAACAAACACCAUUUACAACCACUGUGAACAGAAAAGCAUCUCAGAACACAUAACACAUCAAACUUUAUGGUGGAUGAGCCACAACCUGCUUAUUUGCAGCAAAAAACAAUCUGUUAGGAACAUAAUCAGUGCUACAUACAUAUAUAUGCAAACCAGUACAGCAGAUGUUUUGACGUACAUGGAUCAUGUUGACUUAAGGCGUGGUAUAGUGUCACAUGACCUUGCUACAGUCUACUAUAUGGCAUAACAAAGGCAGGUUUCUCCCCUUGUGAAACCGGUAUAAACUCAGCAGAAGAGCACAAAGGCUAUUAAACUGGUGCAAAGACAACACCUUUACUGUUGAAGGAAUCAACUAGAUGUGAGUAGAAUUUAUAGUUUUCAAUUAUUAUCAUGUCCAAAGAUGCCAAGAUCGUGGUGAUUGGUGCAGGAUUUGCAGGUUUGGCUGCAGCAGCCACUUUGAUCAAGGCUGGAUUUCAGAAUGUCAAGAUCCUCGAAGCUAAAGAGCGGGUUGGAGGAAGAGUUUGCACUACUAAACCAUUUACACAGAACAUUAUUGAACUUGGUGCAAACUGGAUCCAUGGACAGAAGGGAAAUGACCUUUACAAACUAGCAAAAAAACAUAAUCUACUAGCUGAAAAAGCUUUGCGAGACAGUUCUGAGAGUUCUCAAGACUACUUUUUUAAAGAGGGUGGAAAACACUUGCCAGAUGAACUUGCUGAUGGGGUCACCUCUCUGUUUGAAAAGCUCACCUCCAAGGCAUUUGACACAGUGUUGGCACGCAGGUAUCGUGACCUUACUUUGGGAGAUUACCUUGAUGUGUCCUUUGCUGAAUCAGCUUUAGCUAAGGCUAAAGAUGGAUCAAGAAUUUUUGAAUGGUGUAAAAGAAAUGAAUGCACAGAUGAGGCUGUAUCUUCUCUGUAUGAAGUGUCUGCAUCUCAGGAAAGUGAAUACAUCACACUGGAUGGGGAAUUUCUUAAUAGCCUAGGUCCGAGGGGUUAUCAAGCAAUUUUAGAUCUUCUUCUGAAUGAUCUACCUUCAGGAACUAUUCUGAACAACACAGCAGUGAAAAACAUCAAGUGGGACAUGGACGAAGAAGAGGACCAUGCUGUCCAAGUGAUCUGUGAAAAUGAUCACAUCUUUGAUGCUGAUCAUGUGAUUGUGACUGUAUCUCUGGGGGUUUUAAAACAACACGCCAGAACCAUGUUUGAACCUGCCUUACCAAAAUCAAAGCUUGAUGCUAUUGACAAGCUUGGCUUUGGCACCGUGGACAAAAUCUUCCUGUGUUUCAAUGAAAGAUUUUGGCCAGAAGACUGUGCAGGAAUCCAACUUACAUGGGACGAGGGACCUGAAGAUAAGUCAGUCUAUAGCAGUCACGAACAAGGAGAUACCUGGAAAGAGACAUGGUUUAAAAAGAUUUCUGGCUUUGACGCUGUUGCCCGUCACCCUAAAGUACUCUGCGGCUGGAUCACAGGCAGAGAGGCUCUUCAUAUGGAAACAUUGCCGGACAGUGAGGUUGGAGACACCUGUGUGAGAUUGCUCAGGUCCUUCACUGGCUGGCAUGUUCCUGAUGUGUCCAAAGUUCUGAUCACAAAGUGGGGUCAUGACUCCAAUGUCUACGGCUCUUAUACAUUCAUUCCCAAAGGAGUGAACGGCACGUCAAAGCAGAAAGCACUAGCAACACCUCUUCCUCCUCAGGCAAAAGCCUCAGACAUUACGCCUCUGCAGGUGCUGUUUGCAGGUGAAGCCACUCAUGAGAACUUCUACACCACCACCCAUGGAGCCUACAUGUCAGGGAUCAGAGAAGCACAGAGACUCAUUAAGCAUUACUCUCAUUAAGCCAUUAAAGCAUCUGUCCAUAAAGAACAUGAUGUGUUUACUGCUUUUAUUAUUAUUUUUCCCUGAAUGUUGAACCAUGAAAGAUUAGAGUUUUGUCACGGUAACAAUUUGAAGAAUAAUUAUUAGUGCAGUAUAUAUUUUGUAAUUAUA
Messenger RNA from Hemibagrus wyckioides, 2365 nucleotides. RefSeq names its product spermine oxidase-like. The record is from RefSeq and is a predicted model, not a curated record. Bases 770 to 2215 code for a protein of 481 amino acids. The transcript has 3 exons. Gene Ontology annotation, molecular function: polyamine oxidase activity. Lineage: Eukaryota; Metazoa; Chordata; Actinopteri; Siluriformes; Bagridae.